Phytophthora nicotianae INRA-310 is the source of this 333-nucleotide messenger RNA. RefSeq lists its product as hypothetical. The record is from RefSeq and is a predicted model, not a curated record. The transcript has a single exon. The coding region runs from base 1 to 333 and encodes 110 amino acids. Gene Ontology annotation, molecular function: zinc ion binding; nucleic acid binding. NCBI's taxonomy places the organism in Eukaryota, Oomycota, Peronosporomycetes, Peronosporales, Peronosporaceae.
AUGCAAACGCACCGGGACUUGGUGGAUCAGUUUGACGUACCUACUCGCCAAGGAAAUCCUCCGAACAAGCAACAGGUAACCAACGCACUGCGGUCAAGAGAUGAACGAGAUCAUAUCACGGAAAAUGGAGUCGGAAGCACUCAAAACGGGGGAGCUGUGGUGAUGAGCGUGACCAGAACUGGACCCCAACAACAAGGGAGCGGCAGUACUGGAAACGGGGGAGCGUGGAAGAAGAAGCGCAAGUAUUUUCACUGCGGCAAGCUCGGACACAUUAAGCGUGAGUGCUGGGGUUUUCUCAACAUGCAGAGGAAGCCAAAAGAGAACCAGAAAUAA